UUAAAUUUAUUCAAUAGGAAGUACUCCUAGUCCUUCUAAAGUAGAAACGAAAACUACUUACAUUCAACAAUCAGUUAAAAUAAUAGUUUUUGUUGUUUAUUAUUAAUGAUAUCUUAAAAAAGUUGAUGAUGAAAGUAAUCCUUCAGUUGUCCAAGACUGACAAUCAUUUUUAUACUUACUGUAUUAAUAAAAAUUAUCUGAUAAACUAACAAUGGAAUAAGUAUUAAAUCUUGUUAGAUCAAAGAUCUGGUUCAGUUCUAAAAAAACUCCUCAACAAGAUGUACAAAUUUAUGGUGUUAUUGUUGGUGUGCCUUACCUCGAAUCAAUGUGACAGUGCCAGAAUAUUAGGGGUGGUACCAUUCCCAUCCUACAGUCACCAAAUUCCGUUCCAAUCAAUUUGGAAGGAGUUGUCAUUGAGGGGCCAUCAGGUCACAACCAUAGUAACGAACGGUGUGAACGAUCCAUCUUUGACAAACCUAACUGAAAUAGUUAUUAAAGAAUCUUACGGUUUGAUGAAGAGGUACAACAUGUUAGACGCUCAGGCCAACGGUGGUUUUCUGAACAUGAUUUACGUGGCUCGUGACUUCUUGUCCAAUCUUUAUGAGGCUCAAUUGUCACACCCGGAUGUUAAAAAGUUACUGGACGAUUCGAAUGCUGAGUUUGAUUUGGUGAUUUUCGAAGCUUUGGCCUCACCUUUGCCUUAUUCUUGGAGGUUUAAUUGUCCGUCUGUGGGUGUUGCCUCGAUGGACUCGACUAUUUUUUACCAUUACUACUUAGGGAAUCCCACCCAUCCUUUGGUUACACCUGAUUGGAGUACUGAAAUUAAGGACACAAGUGAUAUGAAAUUGGCCGAUCGUGUUGUCAGUUCUUUAACCAAUAUUAUGUUGCUUAUGGUUGGUGAACUAUGGUUUAAUCCUGUUAUAGAGGAUAUUUAUCAUAAACAUUUUGGACCAAACGUUCCUUCCUUGGUUGAUUUGACCACUAAUGUUGACAUGUUAUUGGUGACUACUAAUCCCAUUUUUCAUGAUGUCAGAGCACUGAAUCCACACACAGUGACCAUUGGGAGUGGCCUUCAUAUUACUCCUCCAAAACCUUUGCCAGAGGAUGUGAAGGCUUUCUUAGAUGGUGCCAAGGAAGGUGUGGUGUAUUUUAGUUUGGGUUCAAAUGUCAAAGGGAACUUGAUGCUAGAAGACACCAAAAAGGCCAUUUACAAAGCCUUCUCUGAGCUCCCCUAUAAAUUUUUAAUCAAAGUGGACUGGGUGAACUUAACAGUACCUGAAAAUGUUAAAGUAGGAAGGUGGUUACCACAACAAGACAUAUUAAGACAUCCAAAUAUAAAAUUGUUUAUUACUCAAGGAGGUCUACAAUCGUUACAAGAAGCGGUAACUAAUGCGGUACCACUCGUGUCCAUACCGUUCUUUGGAGACCAGCAAAUGAAUACUCAAAAAAUAGUCAAGAGAGGCUUCGCAGUUAAACUUGAACGCACAAAUAUCACCACUGAAUCUAUGAAAUGGGCAAUCCAAGAGGUGAUAACAAACCCCAAAUAUAAAUUGAAAGCAAUUGAAAUGCAAGAUCUGAUGUACGACGAACCUAUGACAAGUUUGGAAAGGGCUGUUUGGUGGAUAGAAUAUGUCAUAAGACACAAAGGGGCUCCACAUUUCAAAAGCAAUGCUGCCAAAUUGCCCCUUUAUCAAUAUUUCUUAUUGGAUGUUAUAGGGGUUGUUUUAGUUAGUUUAAUUGUUGUUAAUUAUAUUUUGUAUAAAAUUAUUCAACUUACCAUAAGGGUGGCGUUUAGAUUAGUUAAGGGUAAACUGCUUAAGAAAAAGAAGGAAUCAUCAUGGCACUGUCAAAACUCCCCAGAGAUGAAAACAUUUCAGAUUUCGUGUGUGCUGUUGACGCUCGCUCAGUAUUCGUUGUGUGCCAAAGUGCUGUUCGUCGCCCCAAUAGCUUCGUACAGCCACCAGAUCUAUUACAGACGAAUAUGGCUGAAAUUAGCGGAACGGGGUCACGAUCUGACCGUGAUGACCACGGACGUAAUGGAUAAUGCACCUAAUAAUGUGGAACAAAUCGACUGGGGCUUUGCCUACAAGAUUCGUCAGGAGGAGUUCGACAGCAGCAAAAUUUGGCUCAGAUGCGGCGUCAAUAUACUGUGUGCCUUGAGUGAUAUGUCCAAAAUGUACUUCAAAACGUUGGACGAGGAGUUGUCCCAUCCAAAAGUUCAACAGUUGUUGAAGAACGAGACUGAACAUUUUGAUUUGGUCAUUAUUGAGCAGCACUGCAAUCAUUUUGCUGCCUUAGCCAGACGUUUCAACUGCCCCCUCAUUGGAGUCAGCUCCGGAGGUGUCAUAAACACCAACCACGAAAUGUUGGGAAAUCCAGCUCAUCCCUCCCAAUAUCCUGACGUCUUCUUGACAUUCUAUGGACAAUUAUCUUAUAUUGAACGAAUAAUUUCAAGCAUCAACUGGUUGGUUAUGAAAUUCUUAGCACUUAAUGAUGAUGGGGUGUACAGAAAGCAUUUUGGCUCUGACAUGCCCCAUUUCAGAGACUUGAUUCAGGAUAUGGAUCUGUUGCUCAUUAAUACUCAUCCUGUACUAGAUUCAAGGCCGCUUGUUCCUUGGACUAUUCGCAUUGGGGGACUCACACACAUUGGAUCACCUAAACCACUACCAACUGAUAUUGAGUCGUUUUUGGAUUCUGGAACAAAGGGAGUGGUGUACAUAAGUUUUGGAACUAACGUCAAAGUCAGCCAUAUUGAACCCAGUUUUCUUGACGUAUUGUUGGAUACUUUCAAAAGUCUUCCAUAUAAAGUGUUGUGGAAGUUGGAUAGUGUUCCUAAAAAUGUAUCAAAUAAUGUAAUGGUAGUUAAGUGGCUGCCACAACAAGACGUCCUCAGGCAUAAAAAUAUAAAAUUGUUCAUUACCCAAGGAGGUCUCCAGUCUUUUGAUGAAAGCGUCUACAAUCACGUACCUAUGAUUGUUAUUCCUUUUGUUAGUGACCAAAAGAUGAAUGCUAAGAUGAUUAACAGUUUAGAAUUGGGUAUUCAUGUUGAUAAAAAGACUGCCACAGCACGAAUAUUGAGGGAAGCAAUUGAGAGAGUCAUCACAGAUCAAAAGUACAAAAAGAAUGUGGAACAGUUGGCAAUUUAUCUUCAGGAUCAACCAAUGUCAGGAUUGGAUACAGCUAUUUGGUGGAUUGAAUAUGUAAUUAGACAUAAAGGGGCAAAACAUUUGAGGCUGACUCAAACCUCACUGCCCCUCUAUCAAUAUUUGUGUUUAGACAUUGCCUUUGCAUUCCUUUGUAUCUCCACUUUAACGAUACUCUUAGUGUACACUCUGUACAGAUUUAUUAAAUGUAUAUUAUCGACAUUUUUUAAAUUUAUAUUCAGAACUGUCAAAUCAAAGACUGACUAAUUAUAAAAUUAAAAAUACUCUAAAGUG
Aethina tumida (small hive beetle) is the source of this 3437-nucleotide messenger RNA. RefSeq lists its product as uncharacterized. The transcript has 9 exons. Bases 279 to 3410 code for a protein of 1043 amino acids. Lineage: Eukaryota; Metazoa; Arthropoda; Insecta; Coleoptera; Nitidulidae. The record is from RefSeq and is a predicted model, not a curated record. Gene Ontology annotation, molecular function: UDP-glycosyltransferase activity.